AACCUUCGAUGCAUGGUUAGUUCGGCGGCCACCAUUUCGACCAUUUCAACCACAACGACUCCCUCCACCAUCAGCAACGUUAUCACAAGUCAUUCGAACAAUGGCUCGUGCAUUCAGAUCGCUGAGGCGAUUGCGGCACAAGGCAUCGAUGAUAUUACUGUAGACUUUUACAUCCGAUCAAUCUUCACAUUCCUCUACGGGUUCCUGUUUGUAUUAGGCAUUUUUGGAAACGGCGGCGUACUAUGGGCGGUGGCGAGAAACAAGCGGCUCCAAUCGGCUCGCAACGUAUUUCUGCUCAACUUGAUCUUCACCGAUUUGAUAUUGGUGUUCACAGCGAUUCCAGUCACACCAUGGUACGCGAUGACCAAAGACUGGGCAUUCGGGUCAGUGAUGUGCCAUUUAGUUCCUUUGUCAAAUUCGUGUUCGGUGUUUGUGACGAGUUGGAGCCUCACUGCAAUCUCCUUAGAUAAAUUUCUGCAUAUCAACGAUCCCACCAAACAACCAGUUUCUAUUCGUCAAGCGUUGGCAAUAACAUUUCUUAUCUGGAUAGUCUCAACACUGAUAAAUCUACCGUAUCUUAUGUCUUUCGAGCACGUCGAUGGAAGCUUUUACGUUCAGCCCGGAGAAACUCCAUACUGCGGGCACUUUUGCGACGAGGCGAAUUGGCAGAGCGAAAAUAGUCGAAAGAUUUACGGAACUACGGUUAUGUUGUUACAGUUCGUCGUGCCGAUGGCAGUGAUCACGUAUUGCUACUUCAAAAUCUUGCAAAAAGUGUCAAAAGACAUGAUCAUCCAAAAUGCUCAAUUCUGUCAAUCACUGACACAAAAGCAGAGAAGUGAUGCGACGUCACGAAAGAAGAAAGUGAAUUAUAUUCUAAUUGCAAUGGUUGUCACAUUUAUCGGGUGUUGGUUGCCUUUAACAUUACUCAAUUUGGUCAAAGAUUUUAAAAAAGAGCCCGAAUGGCUAAAACGUCAGCCGUUCUUCUGGGCAAUAAAUGCUCACGUCAUAGCCAUGUCCUUAGUCGUCUGGAACCCUCUGCUAUUCUUUUGGCUGACACGAAAACAAAAACGUUCCGGACUGUCAAAAAUACUCAACUCAACAGAGAUUGUGUCCUCGUUUGCCAGUAGAGUGAGUAACUCGAUUCGGCGGUCAACGUUUCGGAGAAACAAUAUUGACAGGGUUCGAAAAAAGCAGGUGGUUCUGGAUUGCGAGGGAUCCAGCUACACGACCUCCUCCCGACCUCUACUCAUUCGGACAGAUGUGCAGGCAACUCUUUCUAAUGGCUCGACGAGUACUACCCGCGAGAUGCUGUAAAUUCUAUACGUUACUCCCCUGUGUUCAUCUUGCCCGUCUCUCGAAAAAUUCCAUUAUCUUUAUUUUCUGUUCAUUUUUUGCAUAACGAAACGUGCGAUUAAUCCGGGUCCAGUUCGCUCCGCUUUUUCUCCUCCUAAGACAGCAACCCCACAAAAAUCUAAUUGCCUUUUUUGUAUUUUCUUUGUUUUCUUUUCUUGUUUUUUUUUGUGUCAAAAUAGCGUCACCUAAUAAAGAUGCACGCAAAGAAA
Messenger RNA from Caenorhabditis elegans, 1562 nucleotides. It is a transcript of the gene npr-5, whose product is annotated as G-protein coupled receptors family 1 profile domain-containing protein. Gene Ontology annotation, biological process: signal transduction; G protein-coupled receptor signaling pathway. Lineage: Eukaryota; Metazoa; Nematoda; Chromadorea; Rhabditida; Rhabditidae. Gene Ontology annotation, cellular component: membrane. Bases 13 to 1314 code for a protein of 433 amino acids. The transcript has 8 exons. Gene Ontology annotation, molecular function: G protein-coupled receptor activity. The record is from RefSeq and is marked reviewed.